This is a messenger RNA of Ochotona curzoniae (black-lipped pika), 2024 nucleotides long. RefSeq names its product SPARC (osteonectin), cwcv and kazal like domains proteoglycan 1 (gene SPOCK1). The record is from RefSeq and is a predicted model, not a curated record. Gene Ontology annotation, molecular function: calcium ion binding; protein binding. The transcript is spliced from 13 exons. NCBI's taxonomy places the organism in Eukaryota, Metazoa, Chordata, Mammalia, Lagomorpha, Ochotonidae. The coding region runs from base 3 to 1328 and encodes 441 amino acids.
AGAUGCCCGCGGUCGCCGUGCUGGCGGCUGCAGCCGCGUGGUGCUUCCUCCAAGUGGAAAGCCGGCACCUGGACGCGCUCGCCCGAGGCGCGGGCCCCAACCACGGCAAUUUCCUAGACAACGACCAGUGGCUGAGCACCGUGUCCCAGUACGACCGCGACAAGUACUGGAACCGCUUCCGAGACGAGGUGGAGGAUGAUUACUUUAGAAGCUGGAAUCCCAACAAGCCCUUUGACCAAGCCCUGGACCCAUCCAAGGACCCCUGCCUGAAGGUGAAGUGCAGUCCUCACAAAGUGUGUGUCACCCAGGACUACCAGACUGCCCUGUGUGUCAGCCGCAAGCACCUGCUCCCCAGGCAAAAGAAGGGAAAUGUGGCCCACAAACACUGGGCCGGACCCGCCAAUCUGGUCAAAUGCAAGCCCUGUCCCCUGGUGCAGCCGGCCAUGGUCUGUGGCUCUGAUGGACACUCCUAUACUUCCAAGUGCAAGUUGGAGUUCCACGCUUGUUCCACCGGCAAAAGCCUCACCACCCUCUGCGAUGGACCCUGUCCGUGUCUCCCCGAGCCUGAGCCUCCCAAACAGAAGGCAGAAAAGAAUGGGUGUGGGGACUCCGAGCUCAGACACCUCGCUUCCCGCCUGAAAGACUGGUUUGGAGCCCUUCACGAGGAUGCCAACAGGGUGAUCCAACCCACCAGCUCCGACACGGCGCAAGGCAGGUUCGACACCAGCAUCCUGCCCAUCUGCAAGGACUCCUUGGGCUGGAUGUUCAACAAACUGGACAUGAACUAUGACCUGCUGCUCGACCACUCGGAGAUCAACGCCAUCUACCUGGACAAGUAUGAGCCCUGUAUCAAGCCCCUCUUCAACUCCUGUGACUCCUUCAAGGACGGCAAGCUCUCCAACAACGAGUGGUGCUACUGCUUCCAGAAGCCUGGAGGUCUCCCUUGCCAGAAUGAGAUGAACAGAAUUCAGAAGCUGAGCAAGGGGAAAAGCCUGUUGGGGGCUUUCAUUCCGCGCUGCAACGAGGAGGGCUACUACAAGGCAACGCAGUGCCACGGCAGCACUGGCCAGUGCUGGUGUGUGGACAAAUACGGGAACGAGCUGGCUGGCUCCCGGAAGCAGGGCGCGGUGAGCUGCGAGGAAGAGCAGGAGACGUCGGGGGACUUCGGCAGCGGCGGCUCGGUGGUCCUCCUGGAUGACCUGGAGGACGAGCGGGAGCUGGGGCCCCACGACAAAGAGGGCAAGCUGAGGGUCCACAGCCGGGCCGUGGCGGAGGACGACGAGGACGAGGACGACGACAAAGAGGAGGAGAUGGGCUCCAUCUGGUAGGGCCCCCUCGAGGAAGGGGGCACGGGUGUGGCCUACCACUGCCUGUCACUCCUGUUCCUGCAUUUGUAUCUAAAGACUGCAAGGCGCUGCCGCCGAGGCCGCUUCCCCACCGUCGCUCCCGAUGCCCGACCCGAGGACUGCAGACAGCCGCCCGCUGCCACUUCGACCGUGCAUACGGUUGUGUGGGCCAAAGGGUGUUGUGUUCGUCGUGUGUGCGGACAGGGGACGGGCUGGCCUCGCCACAGCCUCCUCUCCUCCCGUGACCGUCCUGCGCCCAGCAUGUGAUUCCCGUGGCCUCGUGACAGUGCAGGGCGCCCGGGCUCCUGGCGGGGCGGGCACAGCAUGGUUCCCAGCCUUACUGCGUCCCGUGCUCUUCGUGUGUCCUGUAGCUGUUGUGGAAAACGCACCGCACUGUACCCCCCACUACUGACUGCCCUGGGUGUUUAUUAUUUCCAAAUUCAUUUCUCGCAUCACUAUCUGGCUUCCUACCAACCACAGCCUUAACUCAGCCGAGUCCCCUGGGUGGGGGCGGGGAAGGAGUCCACGUUCUUUAUUAAAAAUUGGUGUCUGGAUGUUUCUUGCUGCACAAGCUUAAAUUGUAUGCAGAUAUGCAACAGGCUCCGUGUGUGUGUGCACACGUGCGCACGCCCUGCUCACACCUCUCACAGGCAGUGUUGGGCUAUCUUAUUAAAAACU